AUGGGGUCGACUCAAUUCGGGAAUUUCCACCUCUUCAAAAUUAACGUUCCGCCUGGGGCCCCUUAUGGCGGCUGCGCGCUCACGGGCAUCGAGUUGAGCGGGGGUAGACAUCUCAGCAAUUUAGGUUCCAUCUUGCUGGCUUUCAUCGCCAUCUUGCUUUCGCUGUUUUUGAUCUGGAGGUCGGACAAGAAGCACGCCGCCGUCGGGCGACGUGAGAUGCAAUUGUUCCUUCUGGGAUUCAUCAUCAUCGAGAUUUGCGAGAUCUUCACGGUCGGCGGCUUCCCGCUCCAAGAUGCGGUUCGGAAGGGAUUUUCUGCGGUGCAUGUCGCGGCAAUCGCUGCCACUUGUUGGAUUCUGCUCUUGAAUGCGCUGGUGGGCUUUCAGUUGCUUGACGAUGGCACUCCGAUGUCUCUCGGUCUGAUCUGUGUCUCUGCCGCGAUCCUCUUCAUUGGCACUGGGUACAUUGCUCUAGACACGGGAUUCAACUGGACCGGUCAUUUUGAGCCUAGCCAUUUCGGUGACAACCGCAAUAUCGGCCUCUAUGUUUUGUACCAGCUCUUCCCGCUGGUCUGCCUGGUCUUUUUCUUCGUCCUGGAGGCCAUUCUGGUGCUCUCGGUGCUGGGCGAGUUCCGGCCAAUGAUCUAUCUGAGCGGCGCUGGUCUGUUGUUCGCCAUCGGCCAGGUCUUCCAGUACGUGGUCAGCACCCAUCUGUGCCAGGGCACAAAUGGGAAAAUUAACGGCGCCCUGUUUGAAACGCUCUUUACGCUGCUCUCUGUUGGUCUGCUCUGGAUCUUCUGGAGCAGUAUCACCGAGGACGACUGGCCCCUUCCCGUGGGAGGUGGCUACAACUGA
Penicillium riverlandense is the source of this 852-nucleotide messenger RNA. Its product is annotated as chitin synthase export chaperone. The transcript is spliced from 6 exons. Gene Ontology annotation, biological process: protein folding. The record is from RefSeq and is a predicted model, not a curated record. Lineage: Eukaryota; Fungi; Ascomycota; Eurotiomycetes; Eurotiales; Aspergillaceae. Gene Ontology annotation, cellular component: endoplasmic reticulum membrane. Bases 1 to 852 code for a protein of 283 amino acids.